CAGCUCUCCCACUGAAAUCGAUGGGUCGUCAGAGCCCCAAUUAAUCAAAGCGACAGCGACUGCCACACGGAGAACGAAUCGUGUUGUUGUAAAUCUGUGUACUCAUUGAUUUGUGUUCUUCUCUAGGCGUAGACUAAUAUCGGUGGGACGGAACAAGGAAGAGAUCACUUCAUUCGUAUAGUGCUUCUAAAACAGCUGCGAUGGGUGCCAUUAUUUCAAAAUUUCGGAAAGACCCACUGACGUUGGAACAGCAGCUCGAGGCGUUGGAGAAGCAAAUAUUUCAGAUUCAUGAAUUUAAUGAAGCAACAGAACAUGCUAUGAAAAAAAUCGUUGGUGCCAUGCUAUUUUAUGGAAUAAUGUUAAUCAUCAUUGGAGGUGUUGCAGCCUAUUUUAUAUUUGAUCAUUCGUCGUUCGCAUCUAGUCUCAUCUGUUUUGCUCCGGUUUUCUUCGCCCCUGUUGUCCUUCUAGAGCUGCUGUUGUGUUUGUCAUUGAUAGGCAGCAAACGACUUCUACAAUAUCAUUAUACGUCACGAAUUGAGCGGAAAAAAGAGGAACUAAAUCGGCUCAUCAAAUUAAAGAAAGUGUUAAUCAACAAAGUCAAGGAGACGGAAACGUAUAAGAAGGCGCAGGAGAUUUUGGAGAAGUACGAUCCCGACACUCGAAUGCGAAAAGCACAGGCCGAGCAACAAAGAGCGAUGGCGGCUGUACUUCAGCAAAGCGGUGAGCUAAACGAUCUGAGUGGACCAAAUUUGAUGACUGGAACUAAGCCACGAACGUCAACGUGCACUCAGGACUAUCUGCCUCUUCCUCAAACUAGUGAUAAUGGUAUGGAUAUACGGCGACGCAUGGUGGGAACCCCGAUGAACGCCGUGAAUAUGCAAAAUGUGUCCAUGCUUCAGGGACAUCCUCAACAGCAACCGCAGCAGCAGCAACAACAGCAGCUACAGCAGCCGUUUACGCCGCUGAAACAUGGCCAAUUGCGGAAAACGAUUCAGCCUAUGCCAAGCCAAGUACUGACAGCGAAUCGCAGUCCCUAUGCUCCGCGAACCGUGCGGCCUAUUCUCCCGCAAGAAAGGGGAGCCGUUGAAAAGGUUAUUGAUUAUAUCGUUGGUGAGGGACCCAAUAACAGGUAUGCUUUGAUUUGCAAGAAGUGCUGCAGCCACAACGGUAUGGCGCUUCGGGAAGAGUUCGAGUUUUUGGCGUUCCAGUGUUGUUACUGUUUCCACUUUAACCCUGCGCGUAAACAACGUCCAGGACCUCCUCCCUCGUUGAAUCACCUUUCUGCCGCUAACUCGACCACGUCGCUCAACGACAUCUCGCGAUCCGGCUCGCCGGUUCCUUCGGGUCCUUCGACGAAGGACUCUGAUCAGGAUGGCGAGACCGAAGCCGAAAACGCCGCCAGCUUCACUAGUGCCACGGAUGUACCCCAGGUCGGGGCAGAGGGAGAUGCGCCCACCGGUGCGCGACCCGCACCUGAAGGAGAUGAAAAUGAGCCGACAAUUACGGAUGAUUCGCAGCAAGAGCGCAUCAUACAACAGGAGCCCCAGCUGGCAACGGAUGAUCCUCCAGAGUCAACUUAAUCCAGACGGGUGAUAAUUCUACUCUGUAAUAUAAAGCUUUCAAAAAUCGAAAUAAUGAUUAAGUGACCUCAGCAGCGGUUCGAGCACUAACCGCGUUUUUUUAAUGUGAUGGCUUCUUCAAUCAUCGAUAAUUGACAAUGACAGAAAAAAUAUGCUCCAGUUGAUUAAUACAUAGGUAUUUUUAGAGUGCGUGCGGCAAAACACGUAAACACCUUCGCAUUUAUUAAUAUGUUGCAAUAUCCUUAAUAAUAUAAUAAUAGAAAUUA
Messenger RNA from Varroa destructor (honeybee mite), 1846 nucleotides. RefSeq names its product zinc-ribbon metal-binding protein lunapark (gene Lnpk). Lineage: Eukaryota; Metazoa; Arthropoda; Arachnida; Mesostigmata; Varroidae. The record is from RefSeq and is a predicted model, not a curated record. Gene Ontology annotation, biological process: endoplasmic reticulum tubular network organization. Gene Ontology annotation, cellular component: endoplasmic reticulum tubular network.